Messenger RNA from Anarrhichthys ocellatus (wolf-eel), 3059 nucleotides. It is a transcript of the gene cntfr, whose product is annotated as ciliary neurotrophic factor receptor. Gene Ontology annotation, molecular function: cytokine receptor activity; protein binding. Bases 342 to 1445 code for a protein of 367 amino acids. NCBI's taxonomy places the organism in Eukaryota, Metazoa, Chordata, Actinopteri, Perciformes, Anarhichadidae. The transcript is spliced from 9 exons. Gene Ontology annotation, cellular component: membrane. The record is from RefSeq and is a predicted model, not a curated record.
GAUGAACAGAGGGAAAGGGAGAGAGGGAGACACAUAAACAGAGAGAGAGAGAGAAAGGUUAUACAGUGAAAAGGAUAACACCAGUGAGAGGAGUAAAGAAAUAACGGAGUUAGACGAGUAGGAGGGAAACGGCAAAGGACAGAGGAAAAGGUCCACAGAAAGGGAAGUAGUCGUGAAAGGAGACAGAGAGACACUGAGAGACACGGGGAGAGGACAGGAAGCAGCUAUCCCUCCAUCUCCUCCACGGCGUUGUAGGCGUCUAUGGGUCUGUCAGUCAAUCACAGACGACAGGCGGACACGCUCGCUCGCCGGCUCUCUGCCCCUCGCACGUGCUCACGCUGAUGAUUCUGCUGUGUGUGUGUCCACAGAUGGCAAACCUUGUGACAUCGCUGUGCUGCGUAGUCCUGGCCGCGGUGGUGGUGGCGUACGCGCAGAGACGCAGUCAGCUUGUUGCUAGGAACCAGUAUGAGCGAAUGGGCAGUGAUGUAACCAUGCAGUGCGGCUCCCUGGACAAUGACGCAUCGGUGUCAUGGAAGGUGAACGGGACAGACGUGAAAGCCCAGCACCGUCUGGAGGGUCCCAGACUGAUGCUGACCGAAGUGGACCUGGGCCACAACGGACUCUACAGCUGCUUUCAGAACCCGCACGGAGAGAGACGUGACACCAUCUACCUCCACAUCGGCAUUCCUCCUCGGGAGCCCACAGUCACCUGUCGAUCCAACACCUACCCUAAAGGCUUCUACUGCAGCUGGCACCAACUGCACCCGACGUACAUCCCCACCACCUUUGAAGUGGACGUACAACACAACCAGCGUUCACUGGAGGUGCAGAAAGAUCCAGACCACAAGAAUCGCUGUCGUGUACGUUUCCCCGAGGUCUUCUCCAGCUUCCCCUACAAAGUGAAUGUGACGGCAGUCAAUGCUUUGGGGAAAGCCUCUGCCACAACUUCUUUUGAAGAGUCCAGUAUAGUUAAACCAGACCCCCCGGAGCGCGUGACAGCGACCCCGAUCCGUUUCAACGCCCGGAGGCUGGAGGUGUCCUGGCACAGCCCCGCCACCUGGCCUGACAUCGACAACUUCCCUCUGAAAUACUUCCUUCGAUACCGGCCACUCAUCAAAGAGCAGUGGCAGCAUGUGGAGCUAUCUGACAGCACCUCCCACACCAUCACCGAUGCCUAUGCUGGGAAGGAAUACAUCAUCCAGGUGGCUGCCAAGGACACAGAGAUUGGAACCUGGAGUGACUGGAGUGUUGCCGUCCAUGCUACACCCUGGAUUGAAGAGCAAAUUACUUCCACAACCGAAGUGGACUUUCCUACCGAGACUAAGACCUCCCCCAUACCGUCCUCCAACGCACCACAAAAGGCUGAACCUCCAGUGGGCAGAGCUGCAAGACUCCUCACAUUUGUCUCCCCUUUGCUGUUAGGAAUGCUGCUGCUUUUCAUGUGAUGUAAAUGUCAUAUUGCUGAAGAGAGUAGGAGGAAGAAGAAGAGGAGGAGGAGGCUGGUCUUUUUUUCUAUUUUGCACAUGUUUCCAGGAUACAGUGCAUUGAUCAUUUCUGUCCAUCACUCAGUUACUCACCGAGAUUACUUAGACAUGAAACUAGACGAUGAUAAUGCCAUUCAGCAUUUUUGAUAAAUGGAGACAAAGAAAUUCUUCAGAGGAGCUUUUGAAAGCGGCUCCAUCAUCAACAACAACAACAACAACAACAACAGCACCAACAGGAGCAGCACCAACCACCACCACAACAACAACUACAGCAGUGAUAUCAGCAUAAACAGUCUUAUAUUACCCCCUUGUGGCUUUGGUUGGCCACAGCAGACUUUGUUUGGCAGACAACAGUUUGGUUUGGGAAUCUCCUCUUCAGAUCAAGAAAAUCGACUCUUCAGAUGAAAACAAAAAAAAAUCUCCCCAUUACCUUUUUGUCCUUUUUAUUUUAUUGAUUAUGAAUUAAUUUUCACUUUCUUCUGAAAUUGCAGCACCGUACGGACGAACACACACAUAUAUAGUGUGUUUGUGUGUAUAGUAACCGUAGCAGUCCCCAUACAGCUAAAUCAUCAUGCCAAAGACUCAACUCACCCCCCAAAACAAAAUGGUUCCCAAACAAUUCACUGAGCUUCCUGAAGCCCGUGUCUGCCUUCGUCGUGGGUUGAAAACUCCAGAAAGUUAUAUAUAUAUAUAUAUAUAUAUGUGUGUGUGUGUGUGUGUAUGUGUGUGUACGCACAACACCAAAUUGAUGCCAACUCAAACAGUACAAAAAUUUAACUUGGGACGAGUCCGAGGGAACCUGAAGCUCCCAUUUGUGUAAACCUGCCAUUUAUCAAAGAAGCCAGACAAAUACUCAAUCAGACUCUGAAUCUGCCAACGACUGAAUCAAACUGACGGAGCGAGUUGUUUUGUUCGAUACGAGGACUAACGCUGAAGAAUUCAGUCACGGUAGUCUGGUUUAUUUACACGAUUAGCUUUACUCUCUGCUUUCAACGACUGGCAAAGAGGACCUGGAUUGUAAAAUAAAUACAUCAGUGGAUUUGAGACUGAACAGUUCUUUGCCCGCCCGUUUGUUUUGGCUCGACGACGACAAAGUUGGUUAUUGAAACAUCGAAACGAUCGAUGUUGGUUUUCAGUUCUGCUCUGUGAUUUAAAAUAAAAUAACAGAACAGUUUGCUUCCCAAAUUCUGACGCCUUUACAAACAUAGAAAAAAUGUCUUUUUGCAGUUUACAUUUCAAUAGCCAAUAUCACCAGUUAAUAUUAUGUUAUUCAAAGGAAUAUUGAUGUGUUUUAUUGUAUUUUUUUAUCUUAUGGACAAAUAAUACAAACACACAUAUAGGAUUUUAGUUUUUUUCUUUCGGACAUUAAUAAUGGCUUAAUUCUCCUUGCUCAUAUUUUGUAAACUAUGAUAUGUAACUUUAACAUUGAACAAAAAGUUUAUUAUUUAAUAAUAAUAAUAAUGUAUGUAUUAGCAGUAGAAUGUCGUAACCUGUACCUGGGGUCUUUUUUAUAGAUGUAUAUACAAUGACAGGUUUCAACCAUUAAAUGUGACCAUUUCACAAUGAAUGAUGACA